Molecule: messenger RNA, 1032 nt
Organism: Athalia rosae (coleseed sawfly)
Lineage: Eukaryota; Metazoa; Arthropoda; Insecta; Hymenoptera; Athaliidae
Product: transmembrane protein 223
Exons: 3
Coding region: 94-900 (268 amino acids)
Biological process (GO): nervous system development
Cellular component (GO): mitochondrion
Source: RefSeq, a predicted model, not a curated record
GUGGGGCAGGAGGGAUAAGGGGAUAUUACUACGUCGACAUCAGUGAUUACUACGCACGUGUCCCUCCCAUUCCCGCAAGCUCCAGCGGCAACGAUGCUCGGAUGUGCAAUCGCAGACGGUCUGUUCGCGAGCCAAACAACUUUUUUCCGAGUGCAGUUUGUGGCGCGGCAAUGGAGUUUGGCAAGGGCAAACCUCACCGGUGGGUCGACCCUUGUUCGGAGUCAAGUAGUCAAGCAGAGCCCCCGACGUUUUGGGAUUCUAUUUCGACCAAAAAGUAGCGGCACCGUGCGCAUGCCUUUUCCGACUUCAUUUUAUAGCGCGCCUAUUCAAAUACGGGGGGCCCAUACGAGACCGUACGACAUUGAAACCAAUUUGCCCAAGGACGUUAUACUCUUCAAGUACGACAACCCCAAAUACUUUAAGCGGCUGAAUAUUUUCGCGAUUUCCCAAUUAUUACUCUGGACUUACAUUGCCCAGUUUGUUUACACAGAGCUAAGAGAUGCUCCCGUCGUAGAAGUGAGUAAGGAAGAUCAACAGUGGUGGCAGCGCGUCAAUUUCGGUGAAGCGAGUAACCGGAAGAUAUUAACUUUUAUCGUUUGGUUUGUCGGAUGCAGCCUCUUUUGUCUUUCUUGGAUGUACAUUUUGAAGUCCGUGAGGUACCUGGUUCUCAGGAAGGGAGGAAGAGAAAUUACCUUGGUGACUUACGCUCCGUUCGGGGAGAACAGGAUGAGAACUGUCACCUUGGACAAGGUGACUUCCAAACAGAGUAGAGAGAAGGCGACGGUUCACAUUCCGAUUAAGGUCAAGGGGGAUUGGAUGCAUUAUCUCCUCGAUAUUAAAGGAGAGUUCAAAAAUCCGCAACUUUUCGACUUUACAGCUGGGUUGAAGAGGCAGAUAUAGUCAUACAGUAUCUACGAUAGCUCAAAGCUCCAUCAAUCACGAGCGUUUGCAAAAUAAUUAUUCUUAAGUUCCAACUAUGUACGAUGUCAUUUUUGUUAAAUGAGGUUCAAUAAAGGUCACGAGUGAAAAUAA